Messenger RNA from Dictyostelium discoideum AX4, 699 nucleotides. RefSeq lists its product as hypothetical. The coding region runs from base 1 to 699 and encodes 232 amino acids. Lineage: Eukaryota; Evosea; Eumycetozoa; Dictyosteliales; Dictyosteliaceae. The record is from RefSeq and is a predicted model, not a curated record. The transcript has a single exon.
AUGAAAAAACAAACCAAAUUUUUAAAAGAAUUUAAAGAUAUUGAUGAAUUAAAUAAUAUAAAUAAUCUUAGUAUUGAAAUUAUAGAGAAAAGAGCCAAAAUUAUACAAGAUAAUACAAGUGAUCCAGAAUCAUGGAGAUAUAGAUCAUUUGAUGGGUUUUUAGGAGAGAAUGAAUCAUUUAAAGAAAGAAUAAAAAAUGAUUGGAAAUUAUUAGAACAAUGGAAUUUAGAUAAUAAACAAUCAUUAACACAUAUUGAUAUAUCAAAUAAAUUAAAAGAUGUAAUUAAUCAAUGUGAACAAACAAGAAAAGAUUUAAAUUUUGGACCAAUGGCACCAAUUAAAUUAUUAUAUAAUAAAGAGAUUGAAUUAUAUAUAGUUAAAAAUAUUUAUAAUGGUUUUCAAUAUUCAUUAUUUUGGAAUGAAAAACAAAAACAACAAAAUAAUAAUAAUAAUAAUAAUAAUAAUAAAAAUAAAGAAAAAGAAAAAGAAGAAGAAGAAGAAGAAGGAAUUUGGAAUAGAAAAUGGAAUAUUGAAUAUAAAAUUCAAAAUAUUAAAACUCAACAAGAAAUUUUAGUUUCAGGUGAUAAUGAUAAUGGUAUUAUAAAUUAUAUUGAAAAUUUAGGUUUUUAUGAAGGUGAUGAGUUUAAUCAAUAUAGAAUCAAUCCAAUAAAACUAUUAUCAAUUUUAAUGUCAAAAUAA